Nakaseomyces glabratus is the source of this 1431-nucleotide messenger RNA. RefSeq names its product uridine kinase URK1 (gene URK1). Gene Ontology annotation, biological process: pyrimidine-containing compound salvage. Gene Ontology annotation, molecular function: uridine kinase activity; ATP binding. Lineage: Eukaryota; Fungi; Ascomycota; Saccharomycetes; Saccharomycetales; Saccharomycetaceae. Gene Ontology annotation, cellular component: cytoplasm. The record is from RefSeq and is a predicted model, not a curated record.
AUGCAUGAUAUGACCGGGAACUCUACUGAGGCUAGACGUAGUAGUGUUCAUUUGAAUGACCAACACAAAUAUAUUCCGCCAUGGACUACUCCUUAUAUCAUCGGUGUUGGUGGUACGUCUGGGUCAGGUAAGACCAGUGUGGCCAAUAAGAUUGUCUCAUCUAUUAAUGUUCCAUGGACUGUGCUAAUCUCCUUGGAUAAUUUCUAUAAACCACUCAAUGAAGCAGAACGGGAGCGUGCGUUUAAUAACGAGUACGACUUUGAUGAACCUAAUGCAAUCGAUUUGGAUUUGGCAUAUGACUGUAUUUUGAGCUUGAAAGAAGGUAAGAAAACCUCUAUUCCCGUCUAUAGUUUUACCCACCAUAAUAGAGAUCCACACAAGCAGAUCCCUAUAUAUGGUGCCAGUGUUAUCGUCUUAGAAGGUAUUUAUGCAUUAUAUGAUCAAAGAUUACUUGAUUUGAUGGAUUUAAAGGUGUAUGUUGACGCUGAUUUAGACAUUUGUUUGGCUAGAAGAUUAUCGAGAGAUAUUGUUGCAAGAGGAAGAGAUUUGCAAGGCUGUUUAUUACAAUGGGAAAGAUAUGUCAAACCCGAUGCUGUCAAGUACGUUAAGCCAACAAUGGCGAAAGCUGAUGCUAUUAUACCUUCAAUGUCUGAUAACACAGUUGCUGUAAAGCUGCUAAUUAAGCACAUAGAAUCAAAACUAGAACUGAAAUCUGAAGAGCACAUGACAGAACUUGUCAAAUUAGGCCAAUCUGGAACUGGUCCAUUAUCAGAUUAUAAGAAUUUGGAGGUUCUUCCACAGACAAAUCAAAUUAAGGCCAUACACACUAUUUUAUUGGACAGAAAUGUCGAUAGGGAUGAGUUCUCCUUCCAAUUUGAUAGGAUUGCAACUUUGUUACUAGCCAAUACACUCAAUGAUAUCCCUGUUCAGAAACCAGAAACUAUUAUCACUCCAGAUGGAUUCAGUGUACCAGGCCAACGUAGGUGCUGCUUUGAUGAAGUUACAGCUAUCAGCACAAUUAGAUCAGGCGAUUGUUUUAUGAAAGCUGUUAAAAAGGCUUUCCCAGCCAUGGCAAUUGGUAAGCUAUUAAUUCAAUCUGAUUCCCUGACAGGUGAGCCACAACUGCACUGUGAGUUUAUCCCCGAGGACAUCUCAAAAUACAGGAAAAUACUAAUAAUGGAUUCUCAGAUCAUUAGUGGUGCUGCUAUGAUUAUGGCCGUACAAGUUCUUCUAGACCACAAAGUCGAUAUAGAAAACAUCCAUAUUUUAGUAUACAUGGCCACAGAACUAGGUAUUAGAAGAAUUAUAAACGCGUUUGGCAAUAGGAUCAAAAUUACAGCAGGUAUUGUCGUCGAGAGAAAUGAAAUAAAAAACAAGAAGGCAAGUUGGGCCCUAACAAGAUUUGUCGACAACAAAUAUUUUGGUUGCUAA